AUGGGGAGGCGCUGCUGGUGGCGGCGCCUGCUGGCGGCCGCGUGUCUGGGCGCCACGCUCCUACUUCUGCACCGCUCCCUGAGCUCCGCAUUUGGAAAUGGAAUCCUGAGCUCUGACUGGCUCAGUGGGAAAAGGAGGAGUCCCCUGCAAAUGCUCUAUGACAUGGACCAGGGCCCUCAUUCCCAGCUGGCUGAGCUGCACCGAAGGCGACGUGACUUGCUGCGCAGCACCUGCCAGCAGCACACGCGGCGCCAGCGCCUGCUGCAGCCUGAGGACCUGCGGCACGUGCUGGUGGAUGACGCGCAUGGCCUGCUCUACUGCUACGUGCCCAAGGUGGCGUGCACCAACUGGAAACGCGUUCUGCUGACUCUGAGCGGCCGAGCCGGCAGCGACCCCCAGGCCAUCCCCGCGCACGAAGCGCAUGCGCCGGGCCGCCUGCCCUCCCUGGCCGACUUCAGCCCCGCGGAGGUAAACCGACGCCUGCGCGCCUAUCUCACCUUCCUCUUUGUGCGGGAGCCCUUCGAGCGGCUGGCGUCGGCCUACCGCAACAAGUUCACACAGCCUUAUCACGCGGCCUUCCAGCGGCGCUUCGGCACGCAGAUCGUGCGCCGCCUGCGGCCUGGGGCGCGCCCGGACGCGCUGGCCGGCGGCCACGACGUGAGCUUUGCAGAGUUCCUGGCCUACCUCUUGGACCCGCGCACGCGCCGACAGGAACCCUUCAACGAGCACUGGGAGCGCGCCCACGCGCUCUGCCACCCGUGCCUUCUGCGCUACGACGUGGUGGGCAAGUUCGAGACCCUGGCUGAGGACGCAGCUUUUAUUCUGGGCCUGGUGGGCGCUCCGGGCUUACAUUUCCCAGCGCCGCCCAGGAAGGCCAGGUCAGCAUCUGCACGAGACCCCACCCGCCUCUUUCAGGACAUCAGCCCUUUCUAUCUGCAACGCCUUUUCGACCUCUACAAAAUGGACUUCCUGCUCUUCAACUACUCCGCUCCCUCCUACCUGCGGCUGCACUAA
This is a messenger RNA of Elephantulus edwardii (Cape elephant shrew), 1014 nucleotides long. RefSeq names its product carbohydrate (chondroitin 4) sulfotransferase 13 (gene CHST13). Gene Ontology annotation, biological process: carbohydrate biosynthetic process; proteoglycan biosynthetic process. The transcript is spliced from 3 exons. Gene Ontology annotation, molecular function: sulfotransferase activity. Lineage: Eukaryota; Metazoa; Chordata; Mammalia; Macroscelidea; Macroscelididae. Gene Ontology annotation, cellular component: membrane. The record is from RefSeq and is a predicted model, not a curated record. Bases 1 to 1014 code for a protein of 337 amino acids.